Messenger RNA from Diprion similis, 2150 nucleotides. It is a transcript of the gene beag, whose product is annotated as protein Red. The record is from RefSeq and is a predicted model, not a curated record. The transcript has 2 exons. NCBI's taxonomy places the organism in Eukaryota, Metazoa, Arthropoda, Insecta, Hymenoptera, Diprionidae. Gene Ontology annotation, cellular component: nucleus. Gene Ontology annotation, biological process: mRNA splicing, via spliceosome. Bases 129 to 1679 code for a protein of 516 amino acids.
AGAAUUUGCUCUCUUCUGUUUUUAGUCAAUAGCGAAUGCAGCUGCUGAUGACUGGACUGCCGAGAGGAACUGCUGGCGAGUAUCUAACUGAAGGAUAAACUAUUUCUUGUGCAUUUCUAUCCACUAAAAUGCCGGACUCAAUGGAGGAGGAUAUGGGGCUUUCGGUGAGAUUGACCAAUGACGAUUUUAGGCGUCUCUUAAUGACGCCGAGGGCUUCGGUGCCAUCGUCAACCCCAGCUUCCGUUCCUGGAACAAUGCGAGACACAGCAGCUAAGACAGCACAAACUCCCGUAAUAGCAGGAGGAAGUCGAGCAGAGUUAAGACGAAAGAAGAAAAGUUUUUAUGCCAAGCUUAAGAAACAGGAGGAGGACAAAAUGGCAGAAUUAGCUGAGAAGUACAGAGACAGAGCGAGGGAGAGGCGGGAUGGAACUAACGCUGAUUACCAGUCCGAAGAUCCGAUGAAUACAGCAAGCGCCUACCGAGCCGUAGCGCCAGACGUUAAGUCUGGUAUGGAUGCGGCAGAAAGAAGGAGACAGAUGAUACAACAGUCGAAAUUCUUGGGUGGAGACAUGGAGCACACUCAUUUGGUGAAAGGGUUGGAUUACGCCCUGCUGCAGAAGGUAAGGAGUGAGAUAGAGGCCAAAGAACAGGAACAGGAGAUUGAAAUGGAAAAGCUGGUGAAGCCAAAGAAAGAUAAAGAGAAGGACAAGAAAGAGGUGGAAAAAAAAGAAGAGGAAAUGCAAUUCAAGACCAAGAUAGGACGCAAUAUACACAAAACAUUGGCUAUUAUGCGAUCCAAACAUGUUGAACGCAACGAAUUGUAUUGCCCUGGUCGAAUGGCAUACGUCAUUGAGCUAGAUGACGAAAACGCAGAUGGCGACAUACCAACCACUCUGAUUAGGAGCAAAGCUGACGUUCCGACGAUCGACACAACGCCAACUUUGACGACCAACGAUAUUGUCAUAAAUAAACUAGCCCAGAUUUUGUCCUACUUGCGUCAAGGCAGUCGACAUAAUAAGAAAGGCAAAAAGAACCGGGAAGGCAAAUCACGUGUAGAAGAACUCAACGAAAUGGAUAUCGCACAGAGGCCUCAAGAUGACAGCAUUUAUGGAGAUAUCGGCGACUAUGUUCCUUCAUCAAGCAGGAAAGAUGCUCUUCAUUCAAAGGACAAGAAAAAGGGUUCAUAUUUCGACAAACCAGCUGAGACGUCGACAGACGAUGCAGCUAACGCUCCACAGCUGCCGCCAGUGAUAGCGCAAAGCAUUGAGAAUGCACCUAAGAAGGGUAUGCUGUUGAAUAAACUAGCUGCCGAACCUGAAGGCUACGCCGAGUGUUAUCCAGGACUUGACGAGAUGCAGGAUGCUAUUGAUGAUUCUGACGACGAAGUGGACUACACUAAAAUGGACCUGGGAAACAAGAAAGGGCCAAUUGGACGGUGGGAUUUUGAUACUCCAGAGGAAUAUAGCGAAUAUAUGAACAACAAGGAGGCUUUGCCCAAGGCCGCCUUCCAGUAUGGAGUGAAAAUGGCAGAUGGAAGAAGAACCAGGAAGUAUAAUAAAGAGAAGAAUGAGAAAGCAGAGUUGGACAGAGAGUGGCAGAAAAUACAGAAUAUCAUGAAUAAGAGAAAACCAACAGGAGGAUCGGAAGGAGUGCCAGAGUUCAAAGUCCCAAGAUAUUAAAUAGAUAAGAAAUCGAUUCAGGAUACGCAAGUUCAACCACUGGAGAAAGUUAUUUCCACCCAUAGGUCAGUUGAUUCAAUUUUUACAUUCUUGCUACUGCUCAUCAUGACAAAAGUAACUGAAAGCGAUUUUAUCAGGCUUAUUAGAAAACUGGAAGACCAAAAAAUGUUACUGAAUAUGAUUUAAAAUUUGGGACGAAGGUUCCAUAUCAAUAAGAUGAUAAAUCAUGACAGGAAUCAUGCGAAAAUAGAUUUCUUAGGAUUGAUUCUCUAGGGCUGAACUUUAUCCACGUUCUCAUCCACAAAUCGUUUCUCAUUUUUCUGAUUUUUACUGACUUGUUAAAUCUAAGAUAACUUUGCAGGAUGUGGCAAAACGAAUUUGCUCAUGAAAUGGCCGUACUUGCCUAUCCUGCAUUAUCUGAUGUGUGACUUCGGCAAUGAUAUCAGUGACAAUUAAUAUUAGACAGUGUUC